Molecule: messenger RNA, 1388 nt
Organism: Andrographis paniculata
Lineage: Eukaryota; Viridiplantae; Streptophyta; Magnoliopsida; Lamiales; Acanthaceae
Product: single myb histone 4-like
Exons: 6
Coding region: 124-1221 (365 amino acids)
Biological process (GO): nucleosome assembly
Cellular component (GO): nucleosome
Molecular function (GO): double-stranded telomeric DNA binding
Source: RefSeq, a predicted model, not a curated record
UGAGCGGGAGGGAGGGAAGGAGCGUCUCCGUGAUUCGUGAAGAAGAUUUUAUCAUUCGAUUUCUGGCCUUGAUCGUCACCGUGGCAACGAAUCCCGAUCAAUUCGCGGAAGAGCACAACUGUGAUGGGUAAUCAGAAGCAAAAGUGGACGGCGGAGGAGGAGGCAGCGCUCAGGGCGGGGGUGGAGAAGCACGGAGUCGGAAAGUGGAAGAAUAUUAUUGUAGACGCAGAAUUCGCGCCGACGCUUGUCAACCGCUCCAAUGUCGACCUCAAGGACAAAUGGCGGAACAUGGGUGCUAAUCAGGGAAAUGUCUCUACUACUCCCAAAGUAAAUGUAACUACAUCAACAGCUGAGUCACCCAAAACUGGAACCAGUUCUCCUGUUUCUAAGUCAAAGGAAAAAACAAACGGAAGCCUUCGCCGGAGCUCUCCGGAUGGCCGAACCACCCCCACAUACAGCUCAAUGAUAGCUGAAGCACUUUCAGCUCUGAAUGAUCCCUCUGGUUCUAGUCUCAGUGCAAUUGCAGAGUUUAUUGAGGCAAAGUAUGAAGUGCAUGCAAAUUUCAGAAGGUUAUUGAGUUCGAAGUUGGGUAGACUUGCCGGCCGAGGUAAAAUUGGGAAGUGCAAUACAGAACAUGGCCAUCAACGUUACAAGUUGAAUGAUUCUGGAUUAAAUCCUAAACUGACAACAACUCCGGCGCAAAGGAAUGUCAAAGAAAGACCAUUUCAGCAGCCUAAUGCAUUUCAGAAGUCGGGAUUCAGUCCUGAGCUGACAACCCCUGCGCAAAGGGAUGCAAGACCAUUUCUGCAGACUGGAUUUAAUCAGUUCGCCGCCCAAAGACCAUUUCUGCAGACUGGAUUUAAUCAGUUCACCGCGCAAAGGCCAUUUCUGCAGACUGGAUUUAAUCCUGAACUUCCGAGUCCAGCGCAGUGGGAUUUCGGACAUAGACCAUUUCAGCAGUCUAGUGUAACCUACCGUCACCAUACUACUAAAGAUGUUUGUACGUCUAACCUCAUCUACCCUUCCGAUACUAUUGAAGAUGCAGCUUCAAUAGCCGCGCGAUGCGUCGCUGAGGCAGAAAAUAAAGCGUUCGUUGCAGCCCAGGCGAUGAAGGAGUCCGAUAGAGUCAUGCAAUUGGCUGAAGAUGCACUUGUGAUGCAGACACUUUGUGAAGAGUUUCUUCAACAAUGUUCUCAAGACGGAUACAUAAGCAUUAAUUAGCUGCAUUCGUAUGCUAACAGCUACUAAUUCUUCGGUGUACAUAAGAUCUGUCGAGAAAGAAGUCACACCAAUUUCUCCGUUCCCUUAGAUGAUCGAUGUUUUGCAAGUUAGAAGUUUUGCACAUCUCUACUGAUUUCCUUUAUGCUAUGUUGAACCCGAAAAAUACA